GCCUUGAAGUUUUUAAGAGGUUCCACGAAUACUUUCCUUUUUUUUCCCUUUCCCCAUUCAGUGUCGGACUAGGCCAAGACCAGAAACGCAGCUUUAAGUCAGACCGUCGGCCGCUCGUUGAGCCGACGCGUAAAAUCGAAGCAACGAUUUAGCGCGGUGGAGCUCGGAAAGUCGGACCGCUUUCGCAGCUGUAAGUGGUUCGGCGGCCUUCCUCUGGGCAAUCUCGGGUCGCAAAAUCUCGUGCUCUGGGUUUUGUGUUUGGAGGCUAAAGCUCGGAACUUUACCUACUAAAGAGACGCAGCUGGAAAGAGGGGUAGGGCUCCGAUAAUGGCGAACUCAGCCGGGCAACCGAGUCGAUCGCGGGACUUGGACAAGCUCCUUCUCAGGCCAGGAAAUCUCGUCGGCGAGAACUUCGAACCGGGUCAGCAAUUGAGGGAUGAUCUUCGGGAGUAUGUUCGAAUUUUGGUGGUGGGUGCGGGUGGAUUGGGCUGUGAGCUGCUCAAGGACUUGGCUCUUUCCGGUUUCAAGAAUCUAGAGGUUAUAGACAUGGAUAGAAUUGAGGUUACUAAUUUGAAUCGCCAAUUCCUGUUCAGGCUUCAAGAUGUUGGUAAGCCGAAGGCAGAGGUGGCAGCCAAGCGUGUCAUGGAAAGAGUUAGUGGGGUGAAUAUUGUGCCUCAUUUUUGUCGAAUUGAGGACAAAGAGAUCGACUUUUAUAAUGAUUUCAGUAUUAUUGUGCUUGGUCUUGAUUCAAUAGAGGCUAGAAGCUAUAUAAAUGCAGUUGCGUGUGGUUUUCUUGAGUACGAUUCUGAUGACAAUCCACGGGAAGAGACAAUGAAACCUCUUGUAGAUGGUGGCACUGAAGGUUUUAAGGGUCAUGCCAGAGUUAUUUUGCCUGGGACCACUCCAUGCUUUGAGUGUACCAUCUGGCUGUUCCCCCCUCAAGUCAAGUUCCCUCUAUGCACUCUUGCUGAGACCCCUAGAACAGCUGCUCACUGCAUUGAGUAUGCUCACCUAAUUAAGUGGGACGAGGCGCACAGUGGAAAGUCAUUUGACCCAGAUGAUCCUGAGCACAUGAAGUGGGUCUAUGAUGAGGCUGUGAAGAGGGCAGAGCUUUUUGGCAUUCCAGGUGUUACAUAUUCUCUCACUCAGGGAGUUGUGAAAAAUAUCAUACCAGCCAUUGCUUCCACGAAUGCAAUUAUAUCAGCUGCAUGUGCACUCGAAACUUUGAAGAUUGCAUCAGGAUGCAGCAAAACACUGUCAAACUAUCUAACAUACAAUGGUGUGGAAGGCCUGCACAUUAAGGUGACUGAAUUUGAGAAGGACAAGGACUGUCUUGUUUGUGGUCCAGGUGUUCUUAUCGAGCUGGACGCUUCAGUUACUCUUCAAAAGUUCAUUGACCUGCUCGAGGAACAUUCAGUACUCCACUUGUCGAAAGCAAGUGUGACACACAGAGGCAAGAAUCUGUACAUGCAAGCACCACCAGUUCUGGAAGAGAUGACCAGAUCAAAUCUAAGCUUGCCACUAUACGAGCUCAUGGGUAAAGUUCCAAAGGACAUUUUGCACGUUACUGGUAUGACCAUUAAGGAUGAUAAAAAGACCUCAUGCCUGAGGAAACUGCGCAUUGUUUUCAAGGGGAUCGAUGGAGUUACAGAUGUUGACAUGGCCGGCGGUGCAUAAAGCUGCAGAAGCUAAUAGCAGUAGAGUGAUGAAGAAGGCACCUUACUGUCGUCAAUCAACCCGUAGAAUUGUUUUUGAUUAUCCCCCCAUGAGAGGGUUAUUAUGUACAGCGGAGGAAGCUCGGGUGGACAACUUUAGCUUCUAUGUCAAUUUGAUGAACCUUUUUUUUUCUCGUCGAAAAUUUCAUCAUCACAUGCUGUUGCACAUGGUAAAGAGCAGUCUUUUCAGUGGAAAAUGUCCUCUGACAAAGUGAGGGAAUUGUUUGACAUGCCAUGGAAUUGAUUGAGAAGUAAAGCCGAAUUCCCCUUCUUCACUAUUCCAUUGUGUUACAGCUCAAACAUCAAUC
Messenger RNA from Linum tenue, 2023 nucleotides. NCBI's taxonomy places the organism in Eukaryota, Viridiplantae, Streptophyta, Magnoliopsida, Malpighiales, Linaceae. The record is from the annotation of a GenBank genome assembly.